AGUUAGCCGAAGACAGCGACUAGAGAGAUUUGGUCUAUUGAGAUUUUGGUAUAUAUAAUCUAAGAUGUUUUGCAUUUUGGUCUGUUUGAUCUGCCUGACGAUUGCUCCAAGAUACAGUGGAGCCUUUCCACCACCAUCUACMAGMAACGAUGCUUGCAGUGAUCAUGCUCUCAUACCACCGCUAAGAAAAGAGUGUGCACCUGAUAGCAUCUCCAAACAAGCAUGCCAGGCAUUAAAUUGCUGCUAUAUGACAAGGACAUUGCCGAAAAUUCCACGAUGCUACAAAAAGGCGACGUCGACAACAUCAAUUAAACCAAACCAAGGAGCCUUUCCACCACCAUCUACMAGMAACGAUGCUUGCAGYGAUCAUGCUCUCAUACCACCGCUAAGAAAAGAGUGUGCACCUGAUAGCAUCUCCAWRCAAGCAUGCCAGGCAUUAAAUUGCUGCUAUAUGACAAGGACAUUGCCGAAAAUUCCACGAUGCUACAAAAAGGCGACGUCGACAACAUCAAYUAAACCAAACCAAGGAGGCUCCUGUGAUGUUUUCCCCCCACCAAGUCGAAGGAGGUGCAAAGAUGAUUCUUUACCAAAGCAUAUUUGUGAGAACGCUGGCUGCUGUUAUGACGAUAGCUUACCUGGUUUGCCAAAAUGCUAUUAUAAAGCAUAGUUUGCUUCUUCAAUGAUGUGCUGACUAUAGUAGAAUGGGAAUUGCUCAACAAAUGAAGAGACUGAUUAAUAGUUGUAGGAAAAAGGAAGCAUCAAAAAUAAAAAACUUGAAGCAAAAAAAAUAUUUUUAGCGUGAGGAACUUAAUAUUGACUUUAUAAAUGUCUAUUGAUACUCCCUAGAGGUUUCGUAUACGGUAAUUGAUCGAUCCCGAAUMAUUGUCUACCUCCCUAGUUACUACUGUCCAACGUCGGAUAAGCGAAAAUAUUUCUUUUGAUAUAGA
Messenger RNA from Exaiptasia diaphana, 947 nucleotides. RefSeq names its product trefoil factor 2. Bases 65 to 667 code for a protein of 200 amino acids. The record is from RefSeq and is a predicted model, not a curated record. NCBI's taxonomy places the organism in Eukaryota, Metazoa, Cnidaria, Anthozoa, Actiniaria, Aiptasiidae. The transcript is spliced from 6 exons.